Molecule: messenger RNA, 720 nt
Organism: Lycium barbarum (goji berry)
Lineage: Eukaryota; Viridiplantae; Streptophyta; Magnoliopsida; Solanales; Solanaceae
Product: putative calcium-binding protein CML19
Exons: 1
Coding region: 103-528 (141 amino acids)
Molecular function (GO): calcium ion binding
Source: RefSeq, a predicted model, not a curated record
UCUUUCCUCUUAGUUUAUUUUUGUGUUUGCCUUAUAGAACAAUUCCAUAACACAGCAAGACAAUAUACAUAUAUUUCUUUUUCUCUUUAUUGAUCAUAAAGGAUGGCAGAAUACAAGCAGCACCAACGCCUAUUUGACCGUUUUGAUGAGAACAAAGACGGAAAAAUAUCAGCAGAGGAACUACAACAAUGUGUCCACUUGAUUGGCAAAGACAUGUCGUACGAGGAAGCAAAGGCUGCGGUUGAGCUUAAUGAUUCGGACAACGAUGGCUUGUUGGAUUUCGAAGAUUUUGUGAGAUUAAUCGAAGAUGGAAGCGAAGAAGAGAAGGCGCAUGAGUUGAAGGAGGCAUUCAGGAUGUAUGAGAUGGAAGGAUGUGGAUGCAUAACGCCUGAGAGUUUGAAUAGAAUGCUUGCUAGAUUGGGAGAAUCAAGAACUAUUGAUGAAUGCAGGGGAAUGAUUUGUCACUAUGAUAUUGAUGGUGAUGGUCUCCUCAAUUUUCAUGAGUUUGAGAUUAUGAUGCGUUGUUAGUAAUAGUGAGUUAGAGACAUACCCUAGUUGUUUGUCCUUGUUUCUCUUCACCUUUUUUUUUCCCCCGAUUUCCUUGAAUCUUUGAUUCUUUCAGUCUUGGGUUGAUUUGUGGAUGGCUCAUUCUUUCUGUAUAUUACCGGAUUGUACCUUAAUCUAGUCUAAAGGUUCUAAUUUUAGUGAAGAGUUGAUAUA